AUGGCCACCAUCUCUAAGCCAUCCUGGAAGUCAUCGUCUUUUGAAAGAGAGGGAUGGUGGAGGACAACGUUGACGAAAACUCCUAUACCUGGGACUUACCACUUGAAAACCUUUAUUGAAGAAUCGCUAUUAAAUCCAGUCAGAAUCACCUAUAAUUUCAAGAACGAAGGAAGGAAAAGACCACCUCUUGUGCACAGAAACAACCCGGUAAUCAAUGACCUUCCCCCGUAUAUGCCUCCGAACUUCCUGGACUUGCUGAAGAAGCAAGUGGCCACGUACGCCUUUAAAGACAAGCCACGGGCAAGCCCCAGCACACUGGUGCACAGAGACCAGACAGUUCAGCUUUCACCAGGACAAUACGAGCUGCUUCCCGCACUGGUUCCCAAGUACUCUUCCAGGGGUUUCGUAUUUCGCUCUGCAGUUUCAAGAUUCCCAACAGGCUGUUUCAUUCCUCAUGAAGGCCCAGGACCGGGUCAUUAUGACUUGACAUCGCCCCCGGCCACUUCUGUUACGUCUUGCUUUAGAUCCAGAGUCCCUCGGUUCUUGCCCUUCUGCUCAAAAACCCCAGGCCCAGGAGCGUAUGACUCUUCCGUACAGUUCCCGAAGCAGUCGCCAACCGUAGCCAAAAUGGGCCGGGAACACAGCCUUUUCUUCAGCAACACCAUUGGUUUCUAGAAUAAAGCAGCCUUGGUUCCAAA
Messenger RNA from Echinops telfairi (small Madagascar hedgehog), 698 nucleotides. RefSeq names its product sperm-tail PG-rich repeat containing 4 (gene STPG4). Gene Ontology annotation, cellular component: germinal vesicle; male pronucleus; female pronucleus. The transcript has 7 exons. Gene Ontology annotation, molecular function: chromatin binding; histone binding. The record is from RefSeq and is a predicted model, not a curated record. NCBI's taxonomy places the organism in Eukaryota, Metazoa, Chordata, Mammalia, Afrosoricida, Tenrecidae. Bases 1 to 675 code for a protein of 224 amino acids. Gene Ontology annotation, biological process: epigenetic programing of male pronucleus.